AAUUAAAGACGUGAAGAACGUAUAUUUUCAGCCACUUCACCUUCUCCCUUUGCUCCUCUGUAUGCCCAUAUUUCCUCUGCAACUCCCUCUCUCUCUCUCUCUCAUUUCCCACCUUCCAUUUCCGAGUCCCCUUUUAAUAGUAUAUCAAUUCAAAAUUUACACACGGCACACCCCAUUUCCAUCCAACAAUUUUUUAGCUGCCUCGAAAAAUAAAAACAAUUUUCCCAUCAUCAAAUUUUUUCGCCCCACCAUGCAAAACGAAUUUCUGGCCUUUCCCGUUUCCAGCGUCUUCAUAGUCCCAGAUGUUGACUUUCUUUAUCUGAAUAUGUAGAAAAAGAGUCUCUUUUUUCAUGGGUUUUCUGAUCCCUUUUAAUCCCGUUAAUUUCUUGAUUUAACCCCAGCGGCUCAUUCAUCUUCGCCCCAUUAGUGUUUUUUUUUCGUGUUUUCUGCUGUCGAUUUUUUUUUUUCUUACAUUUUGGGGAAAAUCUAUCUAGUGGGUGCAUUUUUGGGAUGAAUUUUGUUGGGUUUCCUUUAUCAUUUAGUUUAAUGGGUUUGAAAUGGAUCUGAAAUUGGAGAUUUUUUUCUUUUGAUUAUAGCGGCGUGAGAUAUCUUGAUUUUACCCCAAUUUGUUAGUUUCAAUUUUUGCAAAUAAUCAUUUGGGAAAUCAAGAAUGGAUCACGUCAUUGGAGGAAAGUUUAAGCUGGGGAGGAAGAUUGGUGGGGGAUCCUUUGGGGAGCUUUAUUUGGGAACACAUGUACAAACUGGUGAAGAAGUGGCCGUGAAGCUGGAAUCUGUUAAGACUAAACAUCCUCAGCUUUACUAUGAAUCGAAGUUGUAUAUGCUUCUUCGAGGCGGAACUGGGGUUCCCGAGCUCAGAUGGUUCGGAGUUGAAGGUGAGUACAAUGCCAUGGUUAUCGACCUUCUCGGGCCGAGCUUGGAAGAUUUGUUUAACUAUUGCAAUAGGAAGUUCUCACUGAAAACAGUUCUCAUGCUUGCUGAUCAAUUGAUUAAUAGAGUGGAGUUCAUGCACUCGAGAGGCUUUCUUCACCGUGAUAUAAAGCCGGAUAACUUCUUAAUGGGCUUGGGACGCAAAGCGAAUCAGGUGUACAUUAUUGAUUAUGGACUUGCAAAGAAAUACAGAGAUCUUAAUUCUCACAGGCACAUACCAUACAGGGAAAACAAAAAUCUUACCGGUACAGCUCGUUAUGCGAGUGUUAACACUCAUCUUGGAGUUGAACAAAGCAGAAGGGAUGAUUUAGAGUCUCUUGGCUAUGUCCUCAUGUAUUUUCUCCGGGGAAGUCUUCCCUGGCAAGGACUGAAAGCUGGCACGAAGAAGCAGAAAUACGACAGAAUCAGUGAGAAGAAGAUGCUUACACCGAUGGAAGUGCUUUGUAAAUCGUACCCAUCUGAGUUUCUCUCGUAUUUUCAUUAUUGUCGAUCAUUAAGAUUCGAAGACAAGCCUGAUUAUUCGUAUUUGAAGAGACUCUUCCGAGACCUGUUUAUUCGUGAAGGUUAUCAGUUUGAUUAUGUGUUUGACUGGACCAUAUUGAAGUACCCGCAAAUCGGAUCCAGCUCUCGAACACGACCAACUGGGAAACCACCUACAAAUGCAGGACCAUCUUCAGAAAGAGUGGAGAAGACACCUGUGAAACAAGAAGUUCGAGAGAGGCUUUCGGGCGCCGUUGAGGCGUUUGCUAGGAGAAAUGGUGGUGAUCACUUGAGGCACAAAUCUUCAGAGGAUGUUCCAUCAUCUAAAGAUGUGCAAGCUGAUUCUGAGAGAGGGCGGUUAUCACGGACCAGUGCCGCAAAGAGGGCAGUGGCGUCGAGCAGCCGGCCCAGCACCUCAGUUGAACGUGAAAAUCGUCAGACCAAAACUGGAGGCCGCCCAUCAACCACUCAGUAUGAGCCCAAGACCUCCUCGUUCGCUCGUGCCGGUGGCGCUGCAAGAGGCGUCCGAGAUGAAACCCUUAGAAGCUUCGAGCUGCUAACGAUUGGCACGGGGAAGAGGAAAUAGUCGAGACGCCGUAGCUGUACGCAGUUUUGUCCGGGGACCGGAAACGCGCUAUGGGGGUCGCCGGAAUACGAUACAGAGGUCCCAAUCCGACCCAUCUCUCCUUCCUUCUUUCCUUGUUUAGUCAUACAUAUAUAUAUUGCCAUGUAACACACGAAGAUGAUUGUAUCUUUGCCAUGGGAGCUAUUCAUAUAUGUAACACAAACCUCAUGGGUUUUUGGUGGCUAAGAUUCAUUGAAAAAAAAUAAAAAAUCAACUGUGUGUGUGUGUGUGUGUUAAGACCAGUUUCUUAUUCUGCUUAACCAAAAACAUGGCAUAACAUGAGAUGCAAAGAUCUUCCAACUGUAGUGAAAGGUGUUUUCUAAGCAA
Messenger RNA from Salvia miltiorrhiza (redroot sage), 2380 nucleotides. RefSeq names its product casein kinase 1-like protein 10. The transcript is spliced from 14 exons. Gene Ontology annotation, molecular function: protein serine/threonine kinase activity; ATP binding. NCBI's taxonomy places the organism in Eukaryota, Viridiplantae, Streptophyta, Magnoliopsida, Lamiales, Lamiaceae. The record is from RefSeq and is a predicted model, not a curated record. Gene Ontology annotation, biological process: signal transduction; endocytosis; peptidyl-serine phosphorylation. Gene Ontology annotation, cellular component: cytoplasm; nucleus. The coding region runs from base 671 to 2014 and encodes 447 amino acids.